AUGAAAAUCUUAUUGUAUUUAACUUCAUUUAUUGUCUGUUAUUCUUUUGAGAUUUGUGUCCAACCAUAUUUUCCACCUCAAAUUGUGUUUUCUUUUGAUGAUGGCCAACCAUUAUAUGCAAUUGAUGAAAUAAAUCAACGAGCUUAUCAGUCAUUUACUGUUGAGCCUUGGAAACCACAACAAUCAUAUCUAAUGAAAAAAUUUCCCUACGCAAUUCCUGAUUCUCCUCAAUCAAAAUAUUAUGUUGAAUUAGUAUUAGAUCCUAUUAAGGAUUCAUGUAUAUAUACAACAUUUUGGAAAUAUGGUGCAAAAUAUUUUAGUGAUUUUCCAUCACAUUGGAUAUCAAAUGGAAGUUCAUUAGAAAUAAAAAGUUUUAUUAAUUUUACUUAUCCAAUGAUUCAUUCAACUAAUUUUUCUUCUCCAGAUGAAGAUUAUUGGUAUGCAAAUCAAACAUGUAAAAUUGAUAGUGGAGAAAUUUAUCCAUGUCAAGAAAUUUAUUUUAAAAAAAAUACACAAAUUCCUCUACGAUUAACACAAGUUAUUUCUCGAGAUUAUAGAUUUAUACAAACUACCAUAAAUUAUAAUAUCAUAUCAAUGGGAAAACCAGAUGAUAAAUAUUUCAAUUCAAUACCUAAAGAUUGGUUUACCGCUUGUAAAGAUCUUGAUCUUGGUAUUUCAUAUUAUCCAGAAUUUGCAAAGAUAUAUUUACAUGAAAGUGCAAAAUUUUUCAUUUCUCUUUCUACUCCACCACAUCGAAUUAAUGGAAAUGAUACUGUCCGUAUUCAAUUCAAUACAACUGAUUGUAUGGAUUGUUUUACAAUAUCACGAAAAGAAUUUACUUUUAAUACAAAAAAUUUCAAUGAAAAUCAAACAUUAACAAUAACUCGUAUGAAAGAUGCAUCUCAAACAACAAUUAUUCCAAUUAUAUAUGGUGGAGGUUUUGCUAAUAUUACACCACACAGAUUUCCACUUUAUAUUGAUUAA
This is a messenger RNA of Adineta steineri, 984 nucleotides long. The record is from the annotation of a GenBank genome assembly. NCBI's taxonomy places the organism in Eukaryota, Metazoa, Rotifera, Eurotatoria, Adinetida, Adinetidae.